UAUUACAGAGUUUAAAAUAUUGGCGUUUUCGUAUGUAUUUAUUGCCCAAAGAAAAUAGAGCGAUGAAUAAAAUAAUUGAACAUGGUUGCCAACACUGUGAUGUCUUCACCGAUACCGCCGUGGAUAAUACUAAGCAACAAGUAGAUGAUUUUAUGCGUUUCGUCGAAUUGCAUUUGAAUAAAUUGAAAAGACGUAAAGCACGCGAUAGUCCUACUGCACAAAGUCAUCUAACAAGAAGGCGCCACAGUACCAGCAUAAUAUCCAGACCUCCAUCUAAUCAGGGUGUUACAAAUUCGCCGUUUCGUGAACGUGUUGGCAGUAAUCGUUUGCCCGAAAAGCGACCAAGGUUUUUAUAUCAACAAUUUUAGUUUAAAAAAGAAACAAUUACCUUUUUGUUUGUUAGCCUUUUAAAAUGGUUUGGCUUGGUUAAACAUUUGUUUUUAUUACAAACGUUUGGUGUUUGCUUAAUUAAUUACUACUACUACUAUUUAUUUUUGUAUUUAUUAUUUAUUUAACUAUUCAUCAGCUUUAAAUUGUAAUAGACACGUAGCUUAAAUAUUAAAUGUUAAUGACACCUCGUAAAUUAGCUUAUAUAUCAUUUCAAUAAGUUCAAAUGCAGGUGUCUCUGUGAUACUAGACAAACAUGAUGAUGAGAAUUCGAAACUAAAUGCAGCAGAAGUAUAACUUCUAAAUAAGCUAUAAAAAUACUUAUUUUAUUUUAAGGAAAUUUUUUGAAUGCUGUUGUCAUGGUUGAAAGGUGUCAACAUAUUUAUUAUAUUCAAAUGAUUGAGGGAACUUUAAAAAGCUGCGUGUCUUUGUAUCUUUAUGUCUGCCUUAUUAUAGUUAUUAAAAAUAUUUAAAUUUAUAAAUUUAAUUUUAUAUAAGCACUUGUUUUGUACAUAUGUAGCCAGAUUAUUAAUUGAAAUACCACCGAAAAAAAUACUAAUACUGAACAAAAAG
Molecule: messenger RNA, 960 nt
Organism: Lucilia cuprina (Australian sheep blowfly)
Lineage: Eukaryota; Metazoa; Arthropoda; Insecta; Diptera; Calliphoridae
Product: GATOR complex protein Iml1-like
Exons: 3
Coding region: 33-368 (111 amino acids)
Source: RefSeq, a predicted model, not a curated record